Molecule: messenger RNA, 1686 nt
Organism: Rotaria socialis
Lineage: Eukaryota; Metazoa; Rotifera; Eurotatoria; Philodinida; Philodinidae
Source: the annotation of a GenBank genome assembly
AUGGUGUCAGGGCACACUAAUAAUCAUAAUCAACCCGAUGCCUAUGCAAAUGUAAUGCAAGGUCAAAUAUUAUAUAAUGAUAGUCAGUUACCAAAAAUAAUUUGGAAUCAAAUUAAAAUUCUUAUCAUAUCAAAUAAAGAUGAAUUUGACAAUGAACGCGAUUUACUGGUAACUGAAACCUUACCAAAAUUACAACAAUAUUUUUUAACGCAAGGUAUUUAUGUUGAUUUUGUUGACUGCAAUUUCAAUUGGAAUUUCGAUUUAUCGAAAAAUCCAUAUCAUAUGCGACGUUACAUGAAAGAACUUAAAAAUGCUUAUCAAACAUCAACGGGGCCUUUUUUGUUAACUUUCAUUGGAAAUAAAUAUGGUAAUAUCGUUUUACCUAUUGAAUUAUCGACAUCAGAAUAUAAUAAUAUAAAAAAUGCAGCAUCGGAUUUGAGCAAAAACAUAAAAUUACUUGAAGAAUGGUAUUUAUUAGAUGAUAAAAUCUCUCCAUCGAUGUAUAAAUUAAAAGAUCCUGAUGAAAAUUUUUCCAAUAUUCCACCACGAUCUAUAUCAACAUAUGAUUUAAAUACAUGUGAAAAUCAAGAAUGGAAUGAAGCAUAUAUGCAUCUAGCCGAUCUAUUUUUAAGUGUUUUAAAUGAAAAAUCCCAUAUGAAAUCUAUGCAUGAUAUUCAACUACUUUCAAGUGUAGAAAUACUCGUUAAUUAUGCAACUAAAUUAUCUCGGUCUGGCUGUAUGUAUAUUUUAAGACAGUUUGAUGGCCUGAAUGAACGUUGUAAAGGUAGUGAAAAUUACAUUGAUCUACUUCCUGGUGGUCGUUUGGAUAAAAUUCGACAAGAAAAAUUAAAACGCUUUCGUGAAUCUAUAACAAAUAAAUUAUCAAAUAAUGAAAAUAACGAAAUAAAUCUUGAAGAUAAUCAAACUAUUAUUAACAUUCCGUGGAGAGAUCAUGCAGACUCUCAAUCCGAUGAUCCUGACUAUCAACGUUAUAUGCGUACAUUGAAUGCAUCAGUAUUUUUACGUAUAAAAUCAUUGAAUCAAAAUUAUAUUGGCGUAUCUAUUUCAAAUUAUUUCAAAUCAUCAGAAAAAAGUUUCUACAAUGAAGUUCUUGUACAUCUGACAUAUUAUUCAAAACAUUCAUCACAUACAUGUUUGGGCUUUGAACAUUUUACUGAACGUAAUUGUUCAUUUAAACAAUGGUUAACAGUAGCUAAUACAAGUGAACAUUAUCCAUAUACGAUAUUUGGUAGUCGAGCAUCUGGAAAAACUUUAUUAUGUACAAAAAUUGUUCAAUAUCUGUUAAAUACAUUAGAAAAAAAUGUUCAAUGUGUAAUACGUUAUUUUAAUUUAACAUCGAAAUCACGUAAUAUUUCUGAAGUAUUUACAUCAAUAUGUACACAAUUGAGUUCAUUAGAACAUGUACCAGCAUCAAACAAUGAACAAGAUAUGAAUCACAUUGAAUAUUAUCACUCAGCUUUAGCAAGUUUAUCGAAAUCACAAAGACCAGUUAUAAUAAUGAUCGACGGAAUUGAAGAUAUAACACCACCGAAUCAACAUGCGUCAUCGAUGGCAUUCUAUCAAGCAUUACUACAAUUACUUCCACCCAAAGUAAGUGUUCGUACGCGAAAUAUUCAAGAGAAAUAUGCAUUAUCAACCAAUUUCUAUUCAAACAAAAUAAUGUGA